AUGCAAAGAAAGGAACAAACAUUCGGUAAGUACCGUUUAGGAAAAACACUCGGAAAGGGAUAUCAAGCAAAGGUCAAAAUCUGCUACGCUCCCAACAAUAAGGUUUACGCUGUAAAAAUUUUUAAGAGAACCCACUCUGAAGAGAAGAACACCAAAGCUUUAAUUCAAGAAGCUGGUCACUUAACUUAACUUAAGCACGAAAAUUUGGUCAAUCUUGUAGAAAUUUUAAAGAAGGAAUAAUACAUCAAAAAGAAUGGUGAAACAUACUACACUAUGGGUAUUGUGUUGGAAUUGUGCACCAAGGGAGAACUUUUCGAUUACUUACUUCAUUCAGGAAAAUUCACCGAAGAGCAAACUCGCUACUACUUCAAGCAAUUGAUCAGCGGUUUACAAUAUCUUCAUACUAACAAUGUUUGUCACAGAGAUUUGAAGCCAGAAAACAUUCUUCUUGAUGAAAAUUUCAACUUGAAAAUUGCUGAUUUUGGUUUUUCUGCUCGUUUAGACGGAAAGGAUGGCUCUGGUUUCUUGAAAUCUUCUUUGGGAACUGAAGGCUACAUGGCUCCUGAAAUCAAUGAGAAAAAGGCUUACAUAGGUUCAGCUGUCGAUUUAUUCUCUGCAGGUAUCAUUUUGUUCAUUAUGUUCACUGGACAUCCUCCCUUCCACAAAGCUCUUGAUAGCGAUCCUUAUUACAAAUUACUUAUUACUGAUCGUAACUCAACCUUCUGGGAGGCUCAUUCAAGAAACAAAGAAAAGGGUUUCUUCUCAAAUGAUUUCAUGAACUUAAUCAACUCCAUCCUUGCCUAUGAACCUUAAAAUCGUAUUACUUUGGCUGAGUUGAUUUCUCAUCCUUGGAUGAAGGGAAAGUGCUCCAGCAAUGCCGAAAUCAAGGCUGCAUUCGCCACCAGACACAAACAAGUUGUAGAAAAGAUGGACGAAGAAAAGAAAAAGAAGCAAGCUGAAAAGUAAAAUAAGGACAAUUAAGAAAUUUCAAUUGAAACAAACGACAACGAAAACAAGGAUAAGCUUAAAUAAGGAGGUAACAACAUAAUUUAUGCAGCCAAAAAUAAAUUCAGAUCUGUUGAAGAUAGCUCCCAAGCUGAAAUAGACAACUUGAUUGCCACUUAUAACUUAAAGGUAGAGAGAUUUGUUGCCCCAUAUAAUGAGCAAGAAGACUUCAAGCAAAAUGAUAUCUUCUUAAAUUUACAACCUGACUAAAUUCUUUUGACUUUGUUAAAACACCAAAACGAAUUCAGUUAAAAAAUAGCUCUUUCCAACGAUACCUAUAAGCUUAAGUGUUGCAAGACUGACUAAAACGGAGAGCUAGUUGAAUUUAAUAUUGAAAUUAAAAAGAAUGAAGAAUCUAACAUUUCAGUAAUUACAUUCAACAAGAAAUCAGGUGACUACUACCAAUAUCUUGAAAUCGUCAAACAAAUCCACACCUUCCUCGAAGCUUGA
Tetrahymena thermophila SB210 is the source of this 1455-nucleotide messenger RNA. Its product is annotated as Serine/Threonine kinase domain protein. Gene Ontology annotation, biological process: protein phosphorylation. Gene Ontology annotation, molecular function: protein kinase activity; ATP binding. The transcript is spliced from 3 exons. Lineage: Eukaryota; Ciliophora; Oligohymenophorea; Hymenostomatida; Tetrahymenidae. The record is from RefSeq and is a predicted model, not a curated record.